CGUGGGCAGCGUUGGACCCACCCCCGGGCCUCUGUUAGACCUGGAUGAGGAGUCAGCUGAGCCCUCGGGAGCCCCGCGGCCCCCGGGCGCCCCGUGUCUCGGCCCCUCGCUCCCCAGAUUGUCUGAUGGACCCGGCGCAGCAUUACCUACCUGCAAGGAGGAGUGCAGGCUGCAGAGUCCGGAGACCUCACUGUGGAUUCUGGCCACGACCCUUCCCAAGCUGUGGCCUUGAACGCUGCCCUUGGCCUCCCUUUCUUUGAUUCUGAAGUGGGAAUGUUAACAGUGCCAUCACCUGCUUGUGGGGACUAGGGAGGGCACAUGCAUAUGUAUCGCCCAGUACCCAGCAGGGCCCCCGAGGCUGCCGCUGUUUCACCUUCCAGAUGUCCGUGACCUUGGAGGACGUGGCCGUGUUCUUCACCCAGGAGGAGUGGGGGCAGCUGGACCUGGCCCAGAGGACCCUGUACUGGGAGGUGAUGCUGGAGACCUGCAGGCUCUUGUCCUCACUGGGGUAUCCUGUUCCAAAAAUAGAGCUGAUCUACCUACUGGAACACGGGCAGGAGAUGAAGACGACAAAGAGAGGCCUCUCCCAAAGCAUGUGUGCAGGUAACAAAACAAAAACCGUGACCUCAGAGCCUGCUGCUGUGCAGCUGGUCUUGCCUGGGGAAGACUCGGUCCAGAAACGACGGGCUCAGGCAGCCUCACGAGCUUCCACGAUGGCUCCUCUCAGGGAACAGAAUGGGCUGUGGGAAAAGCAGGAAAGGCAUUUGAAGACAGGGACACUGGCCCUCAAGGAGGUCCACCCUGGGAAGAUCAGCCCUGAACAAGAUACUUUGGGAACAGAUGAUAGUCUGUGCUCGAGGGAUUUGCAGGAUCGAGUUUGUCCAGGAGAUGCUCUAUAUCAACAGGACUCUCAUGGCCCAGGUGAAGAUACCUUGAUUCAUGCAGGGAAGAAUCUCUACAAAUGCACAGUGUGUGGGAAAGAGUUCAAUAGGAAUUGCUUUCUUGUUCAACAUCAGUGGAUUCACAAGGGAGUGAACCCCUACGAGUGCAUUGAUUGUCGAAAAGCCUUUGGCGAGAUGGAAGACUUCAUUCAACACACGAUGAUUCACGCUGAGGAAGAGCCAUUCAGGUGUUUUAAGUGUGGGACUGCCUGCACCUGCAGGUCUGAGCUCAUUCAACACCAGUGGGUUCACACUGGAAAGAAGCCCUAUGAAUGCAUCAGUUGUAGGAAUACCUCCCACCUCCACCCCACUUUUGCCCCGCGUAGUAGGACACAUGCAAGAAAAAAAUCCUCUUUGUGCAAAGAAUGUGGAAAAACCUUUUGUCACAGCUACUCCUUAAAUCGCCACAUGAGGAUUCACACUGGCGAGAAACUGUAUGCGUGCAGUAAAUGUGGGAAGGUCUUCACUGUACCCUCUGCUUUAGCUGCUCAUGAAAGGACCCACAGUGGUGAAAAACCCUUUGGGUGCAAAGAAUGUGAGAAAGCCUUUUGUCACAAAGCUUCCUUAAUUAAGCACAUGGAAGACUCACACUGGAGAAAAGCCCUGUGAAUGCAGUGAAUGUGUCUUAGUGUGUCAAGAAGGAGUGUUGGAUUUUGUUAAAUGCCUUUUUCUGCAUCAGUUGAGAUGGUCAUGUGGUUUCUUUCCUUCGUUCUGUUCAUGUGGUGCAUUACAUCAAUGGAUUUUCUUAUGUUGAACCACCCUUGCAUACCAUGAGUUAAUCCCACUUGAUUGUGGUGUAUAAUUCUUUUUAUAUGCCGUUGGAUUUGGUUUGCUAGUAUUUUGU
This is a messenger RNA of Choloepus didactylus (southern two-toed sloth), 1785 nucleotides long. RefSeq names its product zinc finger protein 599-like. Gene Ontology annotation, molecular function: DNA-binding transcription repressor activity, RNA polymerase II-specific. The record is from RefSeq and is a predicted model, not a curated record. Gene Ontology annotation, biological process: negative regulation of transcription by RNA polymerase II. Bases 381 to 1550 code for a protein of 389 amino acids. The transcript is spliced from 4 exons. Lineage: Eukaryota; Metazoa; Chordata; Mammalia; Pilosa; Megalonychidae.